AUGCAGCACAGUCUGGCGGCAUGGAGCGUCUCCGCUCCUGAAAUCACCAUUGCUCUCAACGCUAAGGGGACGCAGCUGAGGACAAAACCUUCCAAGUCCACCAUCCGACUCCGGAAUCGACUAGCCAACAAGAGCCCUGCAGAAGUGGACAACUUUUGGAAGCAAAAGUAUGCACGUUCUAAGUCAAAACUCAAGUCAAAAGUGCCUCAACCUACGGACGUCUCCUCGCAAACAGACGUUCCUACGGCCUCGGAUUUAACUUUGUCCCCAUCGCCUACUGCUACAGCUACAGCGGACCUUCAAUCACGCGCACCGACGCCCACACCGAAACCAACGUUGGAGCCGGGUCCUUCAGACGGAGUCGACCCUUCGACGAAACCUCUCGACGGGCCUUCGGAGGAUCAGGCAACGCCCGUUCUUGAGCAGGACCUUCAAUCACAUGCACCGACGCCCACACUGAAACCAUCAUUGGAGCCGAGUCCUUCAGACGGAGUCGACCCUUCGACGAAACCUCUCGACGGGCCUUCGGAGGAUCAGGCAACGCCCGUUCUUGAGCAGGACCUUCAAUCACAUGCACCGACGCCCACACUGAAACCAUCAUUGGAGCCGAGUCCUUCAGACGGAGUCGACCCUUCGACAAAACCUCUCGACGCGCCUUCGGAGGAUCAGGCAACGCCCGUUCUUGAGCAUGACAGUCCUCCUGCUUCUCAGCCAGGAUCACCUUCGACUACGCCCCUUCCCAGCCUGAGAAAUCCGUCCUCCACACGGUCCCCUUCCCCUACGUCUUCCGAUACAUCUUUAGGCGGCGACCGUAAGGCUUUACUCCAGUCACUGGCUGCACAGGCAGACAUUCUUCUAGAAGCAGUAGAGAAUUGGAGAAUCUCCGAAGAUGUCACCAAUCUACUCGACUCACGGCUGAAGGCAGCGUCAAAUUUGCUGAGGCAGCCGACUGGGGUAAAAAAAACGUCUUGA
Pleurotus ostreatus (oyster mushroom) is the source of this 972-nucleotide messenger RNA. RefSeq lists its product as uncharacterized. The record is from RefSeq and is a predicted model, not a curated record. Lineage: Eukaryota; Fungi; Basidiomycota; Agaricomycetes; Agaricales; Pleurotaceae. Bases 1 to 972 code for a protein of 323 amino acids. The transcript has 3 exons.